GAGAUCAGUUCUUGAUGCAUCGUUGCGAGGAAAGCUUACAUGGAUUCUGAUCGAGUUUCCUACGUGGAUUACGCUAGCGGCUGGAAUCAAAAAAUUAUGAAGUUCAUGGGGAUUUGGCCGGAAGAACGAGGAUUUGCCAAUGCGUGCAGUUACAAAGUGUUAUUCACGAUUGGUUUUAUGUUUCUAUUCAUUACCCUACCACAAACAACGAAUCUCUAUUUUAUUUGGGGUGAUUUCGAAUUGAUCGUGGAGAAUUUAUCGGUGGGAAACAUGACUACCACUAUUGCUAUAUUGAAGACAGCUACCUUUUGGUCCAACAGAAGAACUAUGAAAGUACUUCUAUCGCACAUGGAAAGCGAUCGAAAAGAAGCUAAAGCCGAGGAGAACAUCAAGAAAAUGAUGAGUAUCGGUGUUAUCAGCAGGAAGAUAAUAGCUGGAAGUAUCAUAAUGUGUAACUUUGUUGCCUUAACUUUUGUGACAUUUAAAACCCUUUUGUUACCAUAUACCGGACGGGUUUUGUAUUAUCGUGCUUAUUUCCCAUACGACACUCGAAUCUUUCCAAAUUUCGAAAUAACACUGAUUGGCCAAAUUGCAGCCGCAAUUUAUGUUGCGAACAGUUACACAGCUGUUGACACUUUCAUGGCAAUGUUGAUGUUACACGUGUGCGGACAAUUUUCGAAUCUCCGUAGAAAAUUGACAAAGUUGUGUUCGGAAAGUAAUAGAAAUUUUCAUAUCGAUCUAAGAAGAAUUGUACGAAAGUAUGAUAUGCUUAACAGGUAUGCUGAAACGAUCGAGGACAGAUUCAACGGCAUGUUGCUUAUCCAAAUGCUUAGCUGUACAGUGCAACUGUGCGUUCAAUCCUAUCAAGCAAUUUCGGCUCUUGUGGAUGACGAUCAAGGUCUCUUGAUAGUCCGACUAUUCUUUUUUGCUAUAUACACAACGUACGUCAUGCUUCAUAUCUAUCUAUAUUGUUACGUCGGCGAAAAACUUUUCUCUGAGGGAACGAAAAUUGCUUAUGCAGCGUACGAUUGCAACUGGUACGAUCUAUCACCAAAGGAAGCUAAAUGUCUUAUAAUAAUAAUGUGUCGAGCACAAUUAUCAUCGCGUAUUACUGCAGGAAAAUUUUGUUCCUUCAAUCAUGAGCUAUUCGGCAAGAUUUUAAAAACAUCGAUGGGUUACUUGUCCGUCCUAUAUGCGAUGAAAACCAAAGAUAUUGGACAAAUUACAGCCGCACUUUACGCAGCCAACAGUUAUACAGCUGUUGAUACAUUCAUGACAAUGUUGGUGUUACAUGUGUGCGGACAAUUUUCGAGUCUCAGAAAAAACUUGACCCAAUUGUGUUCGGAAAGUAACAAAAAUUUUCGAAUUGAUCUGGCGAGAAUUGUGGAAAAAUAUGAUAUGCUUAAUAGAUAUGCUGAAACAAUCGAUGACAGAUUCAACGGCAUGUUACUUGUACAAAUGCUUGGCUGUACAAUGCAACUCUGUGUUCAAUUCUAUCAAGCAAUUUCGUUCUUUGAUGAAUUUUUGUAUUACUCAAAAAAAAAAAAAAAAAAAAGAAAAGAAAAUCGGUAUAUUUAUUGUCUUUCAAUGAAUUAUAUUGCUCAAGCCAUUAGUGUUCUACUAUCUCAUAUGGAAGAGGAUCGAAAAGAGACUAAUACCGAGGAAGAAGCAAGAAGGAUGAUGAGGAUCGCGAAAAUUUGCAGGAGGAUAUCCAUUGGAUGUAAUUUAACGUAUUACAUAAUAAUUAUUCUUUUUAUCAUUCUGCAUAUUCUAUUAGUUCGUUAUAUCGGUCAUAUUCUCAUAAUACGCUCUUAUUUCCCAUACAACAUCCAAUCCACACCGAAUUACGAGCUAACAGUUCUUGGUCAAACAUUGGCUGCAUACUGCGCAGCCGGAGUUUACACAUCGGUUGAUACUUUCGUCGCUACUUUGGUGUUCCAUGUAUGUGGACAACUUAAAAAUUUGAAACAACGUUUGCGCGAUUUGUGUUGUGAAAAAGACAAUGAAGAUUUUUUCAUUAAAAUUGGUCAAAUCGUUAAGAAGCACGAUUCAUUGAGCAGAUUCGUCAAUACGAUCGAAAAUAAUUUCAAUGACAUGUUUCUAUUGCAAAUGGUCGGCUGUACGGUGCAACUUUGCGUUAUGUGUUUCCUGGUUCUUUUGACUCUUGGAGGAAAGGAUGGUAUAAUCUUAAUUCAAAUAGUAUUCCUCCUGUUAUGCAUAACAUACGUUUUGCUUCAAAUCUAUUUGUAUUGUUACAUUGGUGAGGAACUUAUUUCAGAGAGCAUAGGAAUUAUGGACGCUGUCUACGAAUGUGAGUGGUAUGAUUUAUCAUCUAAUAAAGCUAGAUCACUUAUUAUGAUCAUGAUCCGAGCAAAAGUACCAUUUUUCAUAACCGCAGGAAAAUUUUGUUCUUUCAGUCAUAAACUCUUUUGCAACAUUUUGAGAACGUCGAUGAGUUACUUGUCGGUACUCCAUGCUAUGAACAUUGUAAAUACGGAAUAAAAUGUACAAAUGCAUCUCCAAAUGUACUAUUUAUUGUUGAACUAAAUCUAUAGUAGAAAUAUAUCGCAAA
Vespa crabro (European hornet) is the source of this 2572-nucleotide messenger RNA. RefSeq lists its product as uncharacterized. Gene Ontology annotation, molecular function: odorant binding; olfactory receptor activity. The coding region runs from base 40 to 2502 and encodes 820 amino acids. The record is from RefSeq and is a predicted model, not a curated record. Gene Ontology annotation, cellular component: plasma membrane. NCBI's taxonomy places the organism in Eukaryota, Metazoa, Arthropoda, Insecta, Hymenoptera, Vespidae. Gene Ontology annotation, biological process: detection of chemical stimulus involved in sensory perception of smell; sensory perception of smell. The transcript has 14 exons.